Molecule: messenger RNA, 634 nt
Organism: Gilbertella persicaria
Lineage: Eukaryota; Fungi; Mucoromycota; Mucoromycetes; Mucorales; Choanephoraceae
Product: HotDog domain-containing protein
Exons: 5
Coding region: 27-494 (155 amino acids)
Molecular function (GO): fatty acyl-CoA hydrolase activity
Source: RefSeq, a predicted model, not a curated record
CACUUUUUUAUUUUUUUUUUUUGGAAAUGCUACCUUCCACUGUCUUGAGAUCACCUGAGCUUGUACAAAAAGUACUCAAGAGUUUUAUGAGUGCAGGUGGAUAUGAUUCAGCUGUUCUUCCUGGGCUUCGAGUACUUAAUAGUGAAAAUGGACGCAUUUUAGCAGAAUUUCAAGUGGAAAAGAUGCAUUUAAAUAGACUUGAAUCUGUGCACGGUGGUUUAUUAGCCACUGUGGUGGAUAUUGGAGGUUCACUUGCCAUUGCCUCUAAGGGCUUAUUUGCUACUGGUGUGAGUACAGAUAUCAAUAUUAGCUACAUUUCUGGUGUCAAACAAGGCGAGAAAAUCACUGUCGAUGCACGCGUAGAUAAACUGGGAAAGACACUUGCAUUUACAACAGUGGAACUGUCUAGCAACGGUCGCCUAGUUGCUCUUGGAAGACACAACAAGUUUGUUGCUCAAGCCUAUAACCAUCCUGAGAAUAUCAUCAAACCAUAGAGGAUAAAUAGAUUAUCCAGUAAUAGAUAAACUUUUUUUUUUAAAAAAAAAUAUAGUCUGUGUUGCACAUUUUUGUAUGUUUUUUUUUAAAAAAAAAAUCUGGAACGCGUUCCUUCACUCGGGAAAACGCGUCCUUUUUU